Cherax quadricarinatus is the source of this 1437-nucleotide messenger RNA. Its product is annotated as death-associated protein 1. Gene Ontology annotation, molecular function: death domain binding. Gene Ontology annotation, biological process: apoptotic signaling pathway; cellular response to amino acid starvation; negative regulation of autophagy. NCBI's taxonomy places the organism in Eukaryota, Metazoa, Arthropoda, Malacostraca, Decapoda, Parastacidae. The record is from RefSeq and is a predicted model, not a curated record.
GUGGGUUAAGUGUGGGUCCAGCAGGUGGCAGCAGCGGCACCACCAACACCCACUGUCAGCUGGUGCUACGACUCUGACGCAUUUUGUACGUUAUUAAACAUUUACGCAUCAUGUCAUCUAGUGAUGAAAUUGAAGUCAAAGCUGGACAUCCUCCUGCAAUGAAGGUUGGAGGAGUACGCAUUCCUCACCGCAGGAGGAGUGCAGAAGAUAAAGAAGGAACCCCACCUAAACCAAGAAAGGAUAGUGAAAACGAGGAUGAUGAUGAAGAGCAAGUUAUUGCAAAAAGUCCUCCAAGAGCUCCAGUAGUGGUGUCUGGUGUAGUUGGGAAAGUAGAGAGAGACUUCCCCACAGCAGCAGUCAAGCACACUCAUGAGAAACCAGUACCCACUCAUGAAGUACGUUCUUCCCAUAACAGCAAACCUCCCAUCAUCCAGCAGCCCAGGAAGUAGAUGAGAUAGUGUUCAUACACAUCCAUGUCAUUCAGGAUGUCAGCCUGUUUCUAGCUGCAUAUGACAAUGAAACUACAAGAGCCAUUAGCAUUGGGGAAUAGUCUAGUAGUUGGUGAAGACUGAAAUAUUUGAGUGAUGUUAGAAAAAUAGGCUGAUGCUGUAUUGAUGAAAUUGUUUGGCCAAAAAGAAUAUAAAAUUCUUGAAUGAUUUAGGUACUGGCAGUCAUUUUCUAUGAUAAAUAUUUUUUUUUAAACAAUAGUUUAACUGUUAUAACACACUUAGAUUCGCUCAAAUAUUCAGGGUAUGAUUGCCAGGUUGUUGUUGUUAGGAAUGGUGAUAUAAAAAUAGGUACUUUUUUAUUAUUUAAUAGAUGUAUUAUUCUCAGUGAGGAGGAUUGAUCAUGCCAAGAUGUUCUGAAGUGUUCACUGCCUAAGUACAUUUGGUGUGGGAAUGGGCACAUUUAUACUUGGUUAGGUUAUUGUACUUAAUAUUACAGUAAAUGAUGUGACUUUCAAGAAGUACAAAUACACUGGGUGCAUGAUAACUAAAAGGAUCAACAAAGCAGUUGUUCACCUAUCGCUAAUAAUUUAAGAUUUUAUUAGUUUUAAAGGAAAUUUUGGACUUAUUGGUGCACACUCAAGUAUGGUGCAAAAAUGUUAGCAAUAAUGAAUUCAAACUCUAUCCUCAGUGGAAUAUUAUGGAUAAAUUUAUUAUGUUUGGAUGACAAAGUAUUGUUUAUUGCAGUACAGUAUAUAGUAAUUUGAUUAGAUACCUGUAUAUACAAAUGUAUUUGUUAAAAUGAGGUCAGCAUUAUCAUCUGUUAAUGACACUUAUAAAUAACAUACAGUAUUAAAGUGGCUGAGACAUUUUUCAUUUGCAUUACAUUUGAAGUAUGAUUCACUUUAUUAUAUGAAAGUCAAAAUGGAAAUAGCUUAAGAUUACUUAUUUUGUGUUACUUGAGUAGCAAGGCCAAAAUUAGUUAUUAAUU